UUUUUUCAAUAAAGUUUGCUUUGUUUGCUUUCUCAAUCAAACAUGGCCGCCUUAGCAACCGCUCUAUUCGAUGAUGAACAGUUCACGGCAGAUUUUAUCGAGGAUGAGCAAGAAUCUUCUGCCCCCACUACCACUGCGUCUUACACGGUAAGAAAGCAGGAAAGGCUGAACAGGGAGGAAAUCGGUCGCUUUCUGCGGGAGGCAGAGAGGAACAGUAGGUUGAUUGAAAAAUUCGAGAAAGAGAGAGCUGUGACUGUUCUGUGCAGAAAGAAUGCCUGGACGGAUGUCAUUGACGAACUUGAGGAAUAUGAAAAAAUAUUACAGAAAGAUAGGUUUGCUCAAAAGAUGAUCCUUCAGAAACAGCUAGUGAAGAUCAAUAAUGGUGUGAAGAAAUUUCAGAAACACCUAACUGAUGUCAGGCCGUCUCCUGAAUUGAUUGGAAGACUUAAAGAAAUAAUGUUAGAUGUGGAAAUGUCGAUAAAUACUCUAAAGGAGGAGCAGUGUUUAAGCUUUGAGAAAUAUUCAAAGGAGGAGCGGAUGUACAAGAAGGAAGUUAUUGCUUAUGAGAAGAAGUUUGAAAACUGGAGUCUUCUUGUCAAGUCAAACCCUAAAUUACCUGCGUUGAAGAUCAACCCCUUCCACAAAGAUCUCCCUGCCGAGGUCAAAGCUCUGGAGGAUUUCCUGCAGAAGACUGGAGGUUCUCAUGGAGGCUGGGACCAGUUUGAUCACCAAGCGUUCUUAAGAGUCUGGAUCAAGCACGGUGGGCGGUCGUCUUACAGAAAAGAGGCCAGACUCUACCUGCCGAGCAAAACAGAGGAGGAGGUCCAGCAACACGAGGACUGGCAUCAGAAGCUGCUUCACCUGCAGGACCAAAAGAGAGAGGCUAUUCAACGCUGGAAAACCAGUAAAGAAAAAGAGCGUCAGACGAGGAUCCACACUCAAGAGGAAAUGGAGGAGGCACAAAGCAAAGAGAGGAAGACCAAGAACUUGGCUGAGCAACAGCAGACUGAGGAGGAGAGGAUGGAGGUGGCACGGUGCCUGGAGGAAUGGAAGAAAAAGAAAAAACAAAAAGAGGAAGAAGAAGGAGAGCAGAAACUGGCUGAGGAGAUUCGCAGGAGAAGACAAGAAAAGGAGGAGCGCCGCCGCCAGCUGGAAUUAAAGAUGGCCCUUGAGGAGCGUCUGCGAUUGAAGCGCGAGAAAGAGGAGGAACAGGAGAAGAGAAAAAGAGAGAAGGAACAGAGGGAAAGGGAGGAGAAACGAAGAGAGGCAACGAAAGUCAUCAAAAGCUUCAGUGAAAGGGAUCUUCACAAGGUGGAGGCAAAGCUUCAUGAGAGGCAACUGAGGGAAAAGGAGGAAGAGGAAAGACAGAAAAGAAUCAUAGCUAACCUGAAGGAAAAGAUGGAUGGUCAUGUGAACAGAGACCCCUCCCGGCUGAUUCGCCCCACUAAAGGAUGGGAGGAAAGGAUGAAACACAUUGAACCUUCAGGACAAGGACCCAUGCUGCAGGUGUUCCACAGAGCCAUCCCCUCUUGGAGACAAGGGCUCUGAUGUCACCAUGUCCUGCAGUUUUCCACAGUUUCCGGAACCUCUUUUUGACUUAAAUUUGUUUUGUUGUUUUGACACUUUUGUUGUUAUGGUAAAGUAUUUACA
Poecilia reticulata (guppy) is the source of this 1650-nucleotide messenger RNA. It is a transcript of the gene ccdc112, whose product is annotated as coiled-coil domain containing 112. Lineage: Eukaryota; Metazoa; Chordata; Actinopteri; Cyprinodontiformes; Poeciliidae. The record is from RefSeq and is a predicted model, not a curated record.